This is a messenger RNA of Diaporthe citri, 2583 nucleotides long. RefSeq lists its product as uncharacterized. Bases 1 to 2583 code for a protein of 860 amino acids. The transcript has 3 exons. Gene Ontology annotation, cellular component: mitochondrion. The record is from RefSeq and is a predicted model, not a curated record. Gene Ontology annotation, molecular function: pyridoxal phosphate binding; S-adenosyl-L-methionine:8-amino-7-oxononanoate transaminase activity; dethiobiotin synthase activity. Lineage: Eukaryota; Fungi; Ascomycota; Sordariomycetes; Diaporthales; Diaporthaceae. Gene Ontology annotation, biological process: biotin biosynthetic process.
AUGGGCGUACGCACCACCCCCGUUGGCGGGCUGCUAUGGCCGACACUGCGCGCCCUGCAAAUCUGGGGCGCCAACACUGACGUCGGCAAGACGGUCUUGUCGACCAUCCUCUGCGUCGGCGCUGCACACAGGCGCCCCAAAGAGGGCGUGCAUUAUCUCAAGCCCGUGUCCACUGGCGCCGACCGCGAUGCCGAUACCAUCCAUGUCCGCACCGCGUAUUCGAGGAUACACACCAAUUCUUCGAAACCAUACUGGUUCGACAGCCAACACAUCGUCCGGUACGACGACCCCGUCAGCCCUCACAUUGCCGCACCCAACUCCGGACGCGCCGUCAUCUCUGACAAGGACUUGCUCGCUGCCAUCUAUUCCCGUGCCUCGACGCACGCUGCCGCCCUGCCGUCGCGCCAUGCCGAGCGCAGCUGGCUGUUCUGCGAGACCGCUGGAGGUGUGCAUUCUCCCGGCCCGUCUGGCACCUCCCAGGCCGACCUGUACCGGCCCUUGAGGCUGCCCGCUAUCCUGAUCGGCGACCCCAAACUAGGGGGCAUCUCAGCAACCAUCAGCUCGUUUGAGUCCCUGCGCCUGCGUGGCUAUGAUGUUGAGUCUGUGCUCAUCCUCGAGAAUGAGGAAUACCGAAACCACGAGUACCUCAAAUCAUACUUUCAGGAGCAGCAAAUUUCUUGCACUGCCAUUCGCCCUCCGCCCACGCGUCAUCAAGACCCCGAAAAGGACCACAAGUCAUUGCACAACUAUUAUGACUCCAUGGGCAGAUCUAAUCCUAUCAAGAACGUCUUGCGAAGCCUAAACGACCGUCACGAGAGGCGCAUCAAGAACCUCGAUAGUAUGGCAGAGGAUGCUCAGAAGACAAUAUGGUACCCGUUCACCCAGCAGAAGCUGCUGACGACCGACAAGAUCACCGCCAUCGACUCUGCGUACGGUGACUACUUCCAGACGUUCUCCCCAAGCCCCAAGGCUCCCACGGGGUUGAAACGCAACCCGCUCGCAGAAUUCAAAUCGAAAACACAGUCAACGCCCUUGCUUCGCCCUUCUUUUGAUGGAUCCGCCUCCUGGUGGACUCAAGGUCUCGGCCAUGCCAACCCGCAACUCACGCUUGCCGCCGCGUAUGCCGCCGGUCGCUACGGGCACGUCAUGUUUGCUGAGGCCAUCCACGAACCAGCGCUGAAGCUUGCGAAGCUCCUGCUCCGCCAACUGGAAAAUCCACGCCUUUCUCGUGUCUUCUACUCGGACAACGGGUCUACCGGUACCGAAGUGGCUAUCAAAAUGGCCCUCCGUGCAGCUCGGCUGAGGUAUGGCUGGGGGUCGAGAGAGAACCUGAGCAUUCUUGGUCUGAAGGGAAGUUACCACGGAGACACUAUUGGUGCGAUGGACUGCUCGGAGCCCGGAACGUACAACGAGAAGGUUGAGUGGUAUAAGGGCAAAGGCUACUGGUUCGACUUCCCGACUGUCAAAAUGACCAAUGGGAAAUGGCAAAUCGAAGUCCCAGCUGAACUUCGCGUUGACGGGAGCCCAACAGCCGCGACAGAGUUUUUGGGACUCGAUGCUAUAUUCGACUUGAAGGCGCGUGAGGAUACUGAAUUGUACCGAGACUACACCCGCUACAUCUCUUGUACGCUUGAGGGCCUCCGAGACCAAGGCUACAAGUUUGGUGCGCUCAUGCUUGAGCCGAUCGUGCUAGGAGCCGGUGGCAUGAUGCUGGCCGACCCUCUCUUCCAGCAAGCUCUCGUGGAUGUGGUCAGGAGCGACCCCAAGCUGUUUUCUGAGUCUGCCCCUGCCCUGGAUCUCGAGGACGCAAGCAACUGGAAAGGACUCCCUGUUGUCUUCGAUGAGGUCUUCACCGGUCUCUACCGCCUUGGCAGCCCCAGCUCUGCCAAGUUCCUCGGGGUCCACCCCGACAUAACUGUCCACGCCAAGCUGCUGACAGGCGGCCUCCUCCCUCUUGCUGCUACUGUCGCCUCGGAGUCCAUCUUCCGCUGUUUCGAUAGCGACGACAAGAGCGACGCCUUGCUGCAUGGGCACAGUUACACUGCUCACGCCGUUGGCUGCCAGGUCGCCGUCGAGAGCCUGGCAACCAUGAAGCGCAUGGAGAGCAGGGGCGCAUGGCGAGAGUUCCAGGACGACUGGGCGGAGGGUGCUGAAACCCCACUGCUUGGACAGAACAACGGCCAGCAUAAGCCGGCCGUGUGGAGUGUCUGGAGCCGGAACUUCGUACAGGAGCUGUCCACCAGGACGGAUCAGGUGGAGGGUCUCUGGGCCCUGGGAAGCGUGCUGGCUAUUCACGUCAAGGACGCCGCAGGCUCUGGUUACAAGUCAAACGCCUCUCGUGCUCUGCAGGCUGAGCUCAUGGGAAGCGCCAAGGAUAUUAUGGGAUCCAACGUGCACUCGAGGGUCUUGGGCAACGUCCUGUACCUGAUGACGUCGCAGACAACAGGUGUCGACACGGUUAGGCACCUCGAGCAGCGGCUGCUGCGUGCCGAGGCGCUUGGAGGCACCCCAGAAGAACCAGAGCCGGAGCCGGAGGCAGAGGCAGAGCCUGCUGAAACCUCAGACCGGGGUUCUGAACCUUGA